Molecule: messenger RNA, 1859 nt
Organism: Cyprinodon tularosa
Lineage: Eukaryota; Metazoa; Chordata; Actinopteri; Cyprinodontiformes; Cyprinodontidae
Gene: mettl27
Product: methyltransferase like 27
Exons: 6
Coding region: 156-845 (229 amino acids)
Source: RefSeq, a predicted model, not a curated record
GUCUGUUUGCUCAUAUGAAUAAAAGUUGUAUUGGAACGCCGUUCACCCUGACAGUUUUUACUGAGGGAAUAGCCCAUAAUCCCAUAUAGCUUGUGCGGCUACGAGAGAAAAUAUUUUUGUCAGUAAAAGGUCAAGAAAACUUAAGGGUCUUUAUAAUGUCUGCCGACAGUGAAGCAUUUGAAAGAGUAAAAUCUGUCCUUUUGUCAGCUCAUAAAAGCACCACAUCAGAUGAGAAGGUCAGCUUCUACAACUGCUGGGCAGAAAACUAUGAUCGGGAUGUGGCUGUUUUGGAGUACAGUGCACCAAGUGUGGCAGCAAAGUGCAUUGCAACCCAUUUCAGCGGUGUAAGAGAAGCAGCAGUUGUGUUGGAUGUGGCAUGUGGUACAGGACUGGUGGCCAAACAAAUGAAAAAUCUUGGUUUUGGAAAUUUUGUGGGGGUGGAUGGAAGCAAGGCCAUGCUGGACAAGGCGAGAGAGAGUGGGUUGUACCAGGACUUGAAGAGUUGCCUGCUUGGAGAGGAGCCUCUACCCAAACAGUGGGCAGAUAGAUUUGAUGUGGUUGUGAUUGUCGGAGCAUUAAGUGUUGGUCAGGUCCCCUUUGAUGUCAUAAGAGACCUCUGCAAUGUAACCAGACCAGGUGGCUGUAUUUGCAUGACAACAAGAAGUAACCAUCAUAACCUGAAAUACAAAGCUUCCCUGGAGAGAGAGAUGAGGCAGAUGGAGGAAGAAGAGCUCUGGACUUGUGUAGAGAUCACGGAUGUCGACAACUGGGAGAGAGCUGUAUCUGAGCAAGAGGAGGGCUACAUAUCUGGAGCUGUGUACCUCUAUAAAAAACUAGAACAUUAAAGGUAUAGUGGAGGAUUUUCACAAAUUUUUGGAAAGACCAGCCCUCUCCACUUAGAAAAAAAAUGCAUAUGCACAACCCUGGACCCACUCCCAAGAGGGAACGCCUAUUAAACGUGUGCAAGAGCAUGUACGAGCUCAUUUCUCCUUGUAAAAGCUCUGUUUAAAAGUUGCUGUUUGCAUCACUCAUUCAAGCUUACUUUCCAAUUGCAAUUUUUCCACUAUGUCAGACUCACCACAGUGUUAUGCAGAGAAUUACCUGCCUGUCGAGAAUUACCUCCCUUCUCGCAAACUGAUGAGAAAAUGGAUUUAAAUAAGAAUGAAAAGGGAACUUUUAAACAUAUUCUUAAUAUUUUUAUAUUUCUUAUGCAUGGAUGCCCUAGAAUUGUUUUUGGUGGACAGAUAAAUGCCAAGAGAUUCCUGCCUGUCGAGAAUUACCUCCCCUGUUGCAGGAGAGUGCAUCACCCUAAACUCUUACACACUGAUGAGAAAUCAGAUUGAAAUAUACCGUAGAUGAAAAGGGGAACUUUCAAACUUUUCUAAAUGUUUUGCCAGAAAUUAUAUAGAAUGUUGUUGAUAUCUGAAGCAGCAACUGCUAUCACUGAGCACAGAGUAUAUUCAUUGAAUACUGACUGUAGCACAUCUAAUAAAAAUCAUUUUAAUUUGACUUUAUCCAUUCACCAAAACUAAAUAUUAGGGCAUCCGUGCAUGAGAAAAAUUUAAACAUUAAGAAUUAAUUUCAAUCCGUUUUCUCAGAGGGUUAGGUGAGAAUGGGGACGAGCAUGUAGGAUGGCCUUAAGUAAAAAUAUCACCAGAAUAAUUGACAAUUAGGAGGACCACUUAAUUUUAUGAUGCACCCGGAAAACGAACAUCCACUACCAGUGGCGCCCAAAGUACUGUUGAACAGGGGGUGCUGUGACAAUCUGUUUUAUUUUUUGGUUGUUUUUUUUUUUGGGACAAAAGACCUAUGAGCCCAUUGGCCUAUUUAAAAUACAAUCAAAUUAAAUAAGUAAAUAG